AUGGACACCGGAGGUGGUUUAAUUUGGACACAAUGUCAACCUUGCAAGAGAUGUUUCCCACAAAACCUUGAAAUCUAUGAUCCUAGAGCCUCCGCUACUUAUGUCAGACUUCCUUGUAGUCAUCCUCUCUGCAAUGGUGAUGGCAGACUCUAUGAUUGUAUAAACGGUGAAUGUGUCUAUGAUGCUCAGUAUGGUGGUGGGGCCACUACCAAGGGCGUUGCAUCCCUGGAAUCAUUCCAAUUCUAUAUUAGUAAUGCUCAUACGCAAACUUUCAACAAUGUAAUCUUUGGUUGCUCGAAUGAUAACAGUGACUUUUCGUUCCAGCAACGUGAUGUUUCAGGGAUCUUUGGAUUAAGUUUGUCUCCAGAUUCAAUGGCGAGCCAGUCUUCUUCUUUAAUUCACAGACGAUUCUCAUAUUGUUUGGUCCCUUUUCGCGAUGCAAUGCCGCAUCCAGUCAUCCUAAGGUUCGGAGAGGACAUUCCGCAGCUGCCUCCAGGACAGGUUCAAACAACAUUAUUCGUGUACUCAUCACCGCGUAGAUACUACUUUUUCUUCCUGGAAUUGUUGGAUAUAAGUGUUGCAAACCAUCGUUUAGGAUUUCAUCCUGAUACUUUCAGAACUAGGCCAGAUGGCUUAGGUGGUUGUUACAUAGACUCUGGAGCUUUACUCUCUCAAAUUGAUGUCAACACUGUUGGGGUCAAUGCUUAUGAAGCAGUAAUGACAGUCUUUGCAGCUUAUUACGGGUCACGAAAUCUUAAAAGAACAACAGGUCCAGGAGGAUUUGAGUUGUGCUAUGAAACUCCAGCAAAUUAUCAUGAUUUCGCAGCAAUAACAUUCCAUUUUAAUGGAGCUGAUUACAGCGUAUAUGGGGAAAAUGGGCAUUUCAUCGACCCUGCAAAUGGGUUUUUCUGCGUAGGAAUACUAAGAGGAGGAGGUGGAACUGUGCUAGGAGCAUGGCAUCAACAAAAUAAGCGCAUCAUUUAUGAUGGAGGGAUUGGUGGACUCCAAUUUGCUGAUGAACAAUGUGUCAAUGAUAUUCUAUGA
Molecule: messenger RNA, 1044 nt
Organism: Durio zibethinus
Lineage: Eukaryota; Viridiplantae; Streptophyta; Magnoliopsida; Malvales; Malvaceae
Product: aspartic proteinase nepenthesin-1-like
Cellular component (GO): extracellular region
Source: RefSeq, a predicted model, not a curated record